GAGCUGAGCCCUGGACUGGGCAGGGAUCCCUCCAGGGAGCCCGGAGUGAAGCCCCCCACGAGCCCUGGAUGCAGGGAAUCAGCACAACUGAGCUGCCAAAACACCAGUGGGGAGAUGAAGGGAGGAAAGCAGUGGAUUUCCAGGCACAGAGUCCCAUCCCUGCGUGAAGAGAGGAGCCUGCUGUGCUGAGAAUCUGCUUCCCAGAUGCUCACAGGAGCUGUGCUGCCUUCCAGAGACUCGAGAGGGGGUGAAGAGCAGCAGAGAACACGGCAAACUUCGCUCUUCCCUGCAGAGCAAGCCAGAAACUGCUGUAAAUGAGCUUUAAUUCACAGCCCAGGACCUCAGCUGGCAUCUGCUCCACGGGCAGGGAAGCUCUGAGUGACAGCCCAGCCCCUGAAGAUGGGUAGGGACAGAUAUCCCAAGUGGAACUGCUGAGCAGACACAGCAUCAAUCCCCACCCAAUCAGGUCUCCAAGCCAAUUUUAAGGCAGAAUCAGGACUGACACAAGGAAAUGAAAAAGCAUCAGUGAUCUCCUCCCGGGAGAAACUUCAAUUUGAGAGCCUUUGGAAUAUUUUUGUUAUUUAAAUAUUGAAUCUCCCCCCCACCCCUGCCUUGAAGAGAGGAAUGAUUUUAACCGGCAACUCCAAGAUUUCUCACUGCUUAAUCCUGGAAAGGAGGAUGAAGACCCUCAGUUCUGUGUAGCCUCACUUGUGCACCCCAAGAAAAAUGCCAAAGGAGUUCAACUGGACUUGGCAAUGGUGGUUAUGAACUGUGCUGUGCUGGUGAAAACUUAGGGACAAAGGUAGGUUUUCUAACAUGUUUCUGGAUCUUUCUCCUUGUUGCUGGUGCUGCACUUCUGAGACGUUCUUAAAGAGUCUUUUUUCCCCAGAAAACCAGGCAGAUGGUGCCUGUAGGACCUUCUGAGGACUGAUCCCAGCCCCGUUUCUGCCUGGCAGGGGGGGGUGCAGCACAACAGCCUCGCAUGGACACUCCCAACCACCCACCAUGGCUUUCCUCCCUGGAAACUCCUCCAACUGCUCCAACUGCACCCACUCUGCAGAGUCUGUGAACAUUUCCAAGGCCAUUUUGCUGGGGGUUAUUCUGGGGGGGCUGAUUGUUUUUGGGGUGCUGGGCAACAUCCUGGUUAUCCUGUCGGUGGCCUGCCACCGGCACCUCCAGAGCGUCACCCACUACUACAUCAUCAACCUGGCCGUGGCCGACCUCCUCCUGACUUCCACCGUGCUGCCCUUCUCGGCCACCAUGGAGAUUUUGGGCUACUGGGCCUUCGGGAGGAUCUUCUGCAACAUCUGGGCGGCCGUGGACGUGCUGUGCUGCACGGCCUCCAUCAUGAGCCUCUGCAUCAUCUCCAUCGACCGCUACAUCGGGGUGAGCUACCCCCUGAGGUACCCCAGCAUCGUGACGGAGAGGAGGGGCCUGCUGGCGCUGCUCUGUGUCUGGGCACUGUCCCUGGUGAUCUCCAUCGGGCCCCUUUUCGGCUGGAAGGAGCCGGCCCCCGAGGAUGAGACCAUCUGCCAGAUCACCGAGGAGCCCGGCUACGUGCUCUUCUCAGCCCUGGGCUCCUUCUACCUCCCCCUGGCCAUCAUCCUGGUGAUGUACUGCCGGGUCUACGUGGUGGCCAAGAGGGAGAACAAAGGCCUGACCUGCGGGCUGAAGACGGAGAGGUCGAGCUCCGAGGAGGUGACGCUGCGCAUCCACCGCAGGAACGCGCCCGGCGCCGGCGGCCCCGCGCCCAACCCCAAGAGCAAACACCACUUCUCCGUCAGGCUCCUCAAGUUCUCCAGGGAGAAGAAGGCAGCCAAGACCCUGGGCAUCGUCGUGGGGUGCUUCGUCCUCUGCUGGCUCCCGUUUUUCGUGGUGAUGCCUCUGGGCUCUUUCUUUCCUGCAAUCAAACCCCCGGACACCCUUUUUAAAAUAACAUUCUGGCUGGGAUAUUUAAACAGCUGCAUCAACCCCAUCAUCUACCCCUGCUCCAGCCAGGAGUUCAAGAAAGCUUUCCAGAACGUCCUGAAGGCUCAGUGCCUUCCCGGGAAGCAGCCGGCCAAGAAGAAGAAGAAGAAGCAGCAAACCCCGAGCUUCAACCUCAACCACCCCGCCAACCAGGCCGUGGGGAGCACCAAAGGGGUGCUCAGGAUCCCCGUGGGCUCGGGGGAGACCUUCUACAGGAUCUCCAAGUCGGGCGGGGUGUGCGAGUGGAGGGUCUUCUCGGCCGCGCCCAACGCGCCGGCGGCGAGGAGCGCCGUGGCCAAGGACUGCACGGCGGCCAAGGCCAGGAGCAAAGGGCUCCUCCAGGAGUGCUGCUGCGCGGGCACCUCGGGGAGCCUGGCCCAGCAGGGCAGCUGCAGAGUGCCCACCGUCAAGGUCCACACCAUCUCUCUGAGCGACGGCGGGGAGGACGUUUGA
Molecule: messenger RNA, 2421 nt
Organism: Empidonax traillii (willow flycatcher)
Lineage: Eukaryota; Metazoa; Chordata; Aves; Passeriformes; Tyrannidae
Gene: ADRA1A
Product: adrenoceptor alpha 1A
Exons: 3
Coding region: 1006-2421 (471 amino acids)
Biological process (GO): phospholipase C-activating G protein-coupled receptor signaling pathway; adenylate cyclase-activating adrenergic receptor signaling pathway; regulation of vasoconstriction
Cellular component (GO): membrane
Molecular function (GO): alpha1-adrenergic receptor activity
Source: RefSeq, a predicted model, not a curated record